This is a messenger RNA of Priapulus caudatus, 1237 nucleotides long. Its product is annotated as DCN1-like protein 4. The record is from RefSeq and is a predicted model, not a curated record. Gene Ontology annotation, molecular function: cullin family protein binding; ubiquitin-like protein binding; ubiquitin conjugating enzyme binding. Lineage: Eukaryota; Metazoa; Priapulida; Priapulimorpha; Priapulimorphida; Priapulidae. Gene Ontology annotation, cellular component: ubiquitin ligase complex. Gene Ontology annotation, biological process: protein neddylation; positive regulation of ubiquitin-protein transferase activity.
AUGUGAUAGCAUAGAGAAGCUGCAAGCCAAACUGGAAUACCUGCGAUCACUGCUCAAUGACGCUAUACAGUUUAAAAACAUAUAUAGAUAUGCAUUUGAUUUUGCGAGGGAUAAAGACCAGAGAAGUAUGGAUCUGGACACAGCAAAGGCAAUGCUGUCAUUAUUACUAGGUCGACAAUGGGUCCUCUACAGCUCUUUUCAUCAAUUUUUAGAACAAUCAAAGUAUAGAGUGAUAAACAAAGACCAGUGGUGCAACGUGCUCGAGUUCUCCCGGACAAUCCUUCCAGAUCUCUCGAACUACGACGUCGACGGUGCUUGGCCUGUACUACUAGACGAGUUUGUGGAGUGGCUAAAGUCGAAACGCCAACAGACAACGACAUUACCGCCACUGUAGUCGUGGCUUGAGCAGGAUGAUGCUAGACUCUUUUACUCGCGUGGACCCCCGCAUGUCGUCGCAAUCGGCAGCAGGCAGCUGGCUUCCGUAAUGCGGGUCGUUCGCCCUCUCACGUCUGCUGCGCAGUCGUGCGAGUCGGUGUGCGGCAGUCAUCUGAGUCAGUGCGCGGCAGUGGACGUCGCACCAGAAUCGAAGAAGACGCGGCGCGUUCGACGAUGAGACUAAACGGUAAACGCGUCACCGUUGCCACGGCGAUGCAUCCUCCCCGGGGUCGUGUGGGGAACACGACGCCACGGCAACCCAUGCACCACUUCCCCACCGAGGAGGAGGCGUGGCCUGUGGGUUCUUCGAGCGAGCACCACCGCCAAGUUGUCGUUAUCGCGCCGAUGGAUUCGGAUGGUGCGUCGACGAGAAGGGUGCUUUGUCUUGUGCACACAGAGGAUGCAGUGGUGUGUGCCUGCCUGCAUGUCAUCUGUCAUUGGCAUCAGCGUUGGACUGUCACGGCUAGAGUCGCCACUCCGUUGCUGCUAUGUCGAGCAUUGCCAUAAAGUCGGCACUGUUUGAGCUGCUGUGGAUGUCUUCCACCAGGUGGCGUGUGUCCACGAUUGUGCGCCCCCUGGUGGCUGGUGUGGAGAGGUGUGUUUGCGAAUGCAUUUUGCUGUACGGCUGUUGUCAAAGGUGUGGUGAGAGACAAGGUGCGCCACGUUCGGUCAUCCACUCUUAUGUACAGGUGACCGUCAUAUAGAAGUGCACAUGUAUGUAUAUAAUAUGUAUAUAUACAUACAGGGUGCGAAAUUAACGGGAGUCCGGAGUCAAAUACUCCAUGAUUUACUGUCGGACUCC